AAACUAUAUAUAUACAGACCUUUUGCACCGUUUCCAUUUCGUCCUUCUUAAUUCAGACCUUGAAAUCCUAUUUGCACAUAUAACUACACUAUGGCUUCUUCAUUGAGAUUGUGCUUCGUUCUCUUCCUCUCAUCCCUUUUCGUUCAUGCAUCUCUAGGCGAGAUAGUGUGCGAGGAGUUACCGAAGGAGGUGUGCGCGUUCUCGAUAGCGUCGUCGGGGAAGAGAUGCGUGUUGGAGACGGAGAGGGAGGAGGAAUCCGGGAGGGUGGAGUACCAAUGCCGGACGUCGGAGGUGGUGGUGGAGGGCAUGUCGGAGUACAUAGAGAGGGAUCAGUGUGUGAAGGCCUGUGGCGUUGAUCGCCGAUCUGUGGGCAUUUCAUCGGACGCCUUGCUCGAUCCACAUUUCACCGCCAAGCUCUGCGCUCCUCCUUGUAACGACCACUGCCCCAACAUUGUUGAUCUUUACUUCAACUUGGCCGCCGGUGAAGGAGUAUAUUUACCAGAUCUGUGUGAGAGACAGAGGACUAACCCUCGUCGUGCCAUGGUGGAGCUUAUGAGCUCCGGAGCUGCCCCGGGUCCUGUUUCCGACGUUUCUGCCGAUUUACAGGCAGCUCCUGCUCCUUCUCCCUUCUAAACGGCGCCGUUUUCAUUCUUCUCCAAUCUCUCACUUCCUUUCGCACACAUGGAUGGAGUAAAUUAGACGACAGACAAAUAAUAAUUCUCCCAUAAUGUAAUACACACAGAUGCUCGCACGCAUAUAGAAAUAUACAUAGAGAGAGGGAGAGAGACAGGCAAUAUGGGUUUUGGCUUGGGUUUUAAUCCAAGAAUAUUUGUUCAUUGUUGAACAAGAGUUCGGAUCUUGUUUCUUAUUUAUUUUAUUCCAGUAUCUAGAUCAUUGAGUUGGGCAUGAUGGCGAGUUUAUUACAUUCUAUUGUAUUAUUUACUACUCUUCCAAUUGUGGAACUUCCGGGAAUAAUUACUUAUCUUCUUGUUAUA
Molecule: messenger RNA, 995 nt
Organism: Prosopis cineraria
Lineage: Eukaryota; Viridiplantae; Streptophyta; Magnoliopsida; Fabales; Fabaceae
Exons: 3
Coding region: 91-633 (180 amino acids)
Source: RefSeq, a predicted model, not a curated record